AUGAGCGCAUCAAGGCCCAAGAGCAAGAGGGUCAUACCUAUACCCCAAUCAUCAGUCCAUCCGAAGCUUAUUCCAAAGUCCAGUAAAGCUGCUACUACAAGUGGCAAGAGGAAUGGAGUCAAAAGACAUGUCCCACCUCCACCGAGUGCAGAGGUAAUGUCUCUAAUGGAAAAAGGCAAAGCCAAACAAACCUCCGCUCCUCGUUCUGUCCCAUCCGCACCUCAAACAGUAUCUUCCGACGAUCCAGACGAUGAUCUCGAAGAGGUUCCUAUCCCUUCAGCGGCCGGUCCUUCCUCACCCUAUCCAGGUACACCUAAUACAGCUGGAACGAACUUCACUCACGGGACUACACCAGGUACAAAUACCACGGCCCCUAGUAUAGAUUAUGAUUUUGAGGGCUAUGGUGGAGACAGCGGAAAUGACAGUGGGGAAGAUGAGGAUGACGGGGUAAUCCAUCUUGAAAUAGGUGGUGAAACCGCAGAAGAAAAAGCCAAGAGAAUAGCUCUUGCCAUGCGGAAGAAACCGAUCACGUCGAAGGAUCGAGCUAUUCGACUGGAAGUGCAUAAAAUGCAUGUUAUAGCUCUUUUAGCUAGUACACGAAUACGGAAUAGAUGGUGUAGCAAUACUCUACUUAAGGCACGACUGCUAUCCCUCCUCCCCCAUCCAUUACAAACCGCUUUCAGUAUCCCUCCUUCGCGUUUUCCUGAUCGAGCUCAACGAUCCCGUUUAUUCUUCGAUGCCUUACAAGACUUAGUCAUCUGGUGGUCCCAAUCGUUCUUUGAUAUAUCUGAUACCACUCUAGGGAUGCGUACGCGUCCAUGGGAUGAGGUUCAAGAAAUCAUCGAUCAGCUUCCCAAGCUUACUAGGGCUGAUUUGACUCCAGAUCAUUUCAUCGCAAGCUCAAAAGACAAGGGCAAAGAGAGGGAAGAUGCAUUGGAGGCCAUGUCUGUAGGAGCUGGAGCUGAGAAACUGCGCUCUGUGAAUAGUCUAAUGAAGAAAGCUUUACAGCAGGAAGGAUCACGCGAUAUAUCCGCUCAAUUGUUCGUUGCUCUAGCUCGAGCUUGCGGAUUGGGGGCGAGAUUGGUGGUGUCCCUACAAGCUGUUCCAUGGCGUGCAGAAAAGGUGGUUCAGAAGAAGAAGCCUGGUGCAGGACGCGGUGGGCGUACUGUAGCUAGUAGACAAGGGAUGGGACCGACUUCCGAUGAAGAAGAGGAUGAAGAAGAUGAAAUGGAAGAAGUACCGAUACCUGGUGGCGAAGAGAAGAAAGAUAGGAAGAACAACAUCAGAGCUGCCGGAACGAGAAGACUACAGGAUCCCACGGACUUGUAUAGAUUGAGGGCUCCGAAACCCGCUCCACAAACAGUCGGAAGGCCGUCAAAACCGAAAGGUAAAAUAAAGCAAGAUCUAUCCGAGCAACCACCGGUCUUCUGGGCAGAAGUCUUCAGCCGUUCUGAUCAAAGGUGGAUACCGGUCGACCCAGUAAGAGGAACAAUAAGGAAGAAAACCCAUUAUGAGCCCAACUCGGACAGUGGACUGAUCAGGAUGGUCUAUGUAGUAGCAUACGAGGAAGAUGGGUUUGCUCGAGAUGUCACUCUACGAUAUACAAAGAACUUUGGCGCCAAGACUACCAAGCUUCGAGUACCAGCUCGGAAGGAUGAACAAGAUUGGUGGGAGUCUGUCAUGGGUUUUUUGAGUCGACCGUAUCGUCUGAACCGAGACGAACUGGAGGACGCGGAACUAGAAACAAGCCAAAUUUCCGAAGGUAUGCCGAUGCAUAUGAGCGGAUUCAAGGAUCAUCCCAUAUACGUACUGGAACGUCAUUUGAAGCGGGAAGAGAUCAUUCAACCGAAAAGAGAGAUUGGUCGCUUUAGAGGGGAGCCAGUCUUCAGACGCGCCAAUGUGUUGGCAUGUAAAACUGCGGAAACGUGGAUGAGAGUAGGAAGAAGAGUGAAAGACCGACAAGAACCCUUGAAAUGGGUGAAACAACGUGCGGUAACUCUUCAGAAAAGAAGAGCUCAAGAAUUGGCUGUCCAAGAAACCGGAGAAGCUCUUCAGCAAGGCUUAUACGCGGAGUACCAAACGGAGGUAUACUUACCACCACCUAUCAAGGAUGGCAUCAUACCGCAAAACUCGUUUGGAAAUAUCGACCUUUAUGCUCCUACCAUGUUACCUGCUGGAGCGGUGCAUUUGCCUUACAAGGGAAUUGCGAAGGUUGCAAAAUCUCUGGAUAUUAGUUAUGCAGAAGCAUGUACCGGGUUUGAGUUUAAAAAGCAGCGUGCGAUACCUGUCAUCAAUGGUAUUGUCGUUGCGAAAGAGAAUGAAAAUAUGGUGAUGGAUGCAUACGCUGAAUCAGCAGCUGCUGCUGAAGAGAAAGAGCGACUUAAGAAGGAAGAAAGGGCACUGAAACGCUGGGCCAAAUUGAUCAAUGGAUUGAGGGUCAGGCUAAGACUACAAGCGGAAUAUGGUACUGGAGAACAGCUUGAUGAAACAUCCGCUCUCAACCCACUGGCCGACCCUGUUACAGGACCUGCAGACACCAAGACUACCGGGAAGAAGUCGGCUGCGUCAGUUCUGGCUGCUGCUCACGAACAAGGAACGGCAAAUUGGACUGAAAAGCAUAGGGAAGAUUCUCCUAGUGUGAAAAGCGAGAGUGCAGAUGAAAACAAUGCGAUGCCGAUCGCUGAGUCAUCGAACGGAAAUGUAGAACAGGCUGUUGAAUCUAUAUUGAUAGAUGAACGAGUCGCGAAUAGUGUACAAGAAGGGAGCGAACCAAUUGAGGUCGAUUCGGAAUCUGACAUCGAGGUCAUCGAAGCACCUCCAUCUUCAGCUCGCACCACACGAAUCACGCUCAGAUUCAACGGUCAAAAUGGACAGAAAGCUCAACCGGCCCGUCGAACAACGAGGAAACGGAAAGCCACCGACUUGCCAGAUGAAGAGGAAUCGCAAUUGACUGAAGAGGAGGAAGAGGUAGUAAAGAGUAAAUCCAAGAAAGGCCAAACUAAACAAAUUGCGGUGCCAGCGAGGAGAAGUAGGAGUAAAGUGGUACCCCCUCCGGCAACGACGGGGGUCACGAGAAGCCUGAGAAGUAGAGCACCGAAAACUGCUCUUCAAGAACAGAAGGAAGAGGAGAGAAGAAAAAUAUUGCAAGAAGCUUUAGAAGAAGAUAGCGAUGUUGAGAUGGAAUGA
Messenger RNA from Kwoniella shivajii, 3186 nucleotides. RefSeq lists its product as uncharacterized. Gene Ontology annotation, cellular component: XPC complex; cytoplasm; nucleus. The coding region runs from base 1 to 3186 and encodes 1061 amino acids. The transcript is spliced from 13 exons. Lineage: Eukaryota; Fungi; Basidiomycota; Tremellomycetes; Tremellales; Cryptococcaceae. Gene Ontology annotation, biological process: nucleotide-excision repair; mismatch repair. The record is from RefSeq and is a predicted model, not a curated record. Gene Ontology annotation, molecular function: damaged DNA binding; single-stranded DNA binding.